Pristis pectinata (smalltooth sawfish) is the source of this 2827-nucleotide messenger RNA. RefSeq names its product hippocampus abundant transcript 1 protein. Bases 27 to 1622 code for a protein of 531 amino acids. Lineage: Eukaryota; Metazoa; Chordata; Chondrichthyes; Rhinopristiformes; Pristidae. Gene Ontology annotation, molecular function: transmembrane transporter activity. The record is from RefSeq and is a predicted model, not a curated record. The transcript is spliced from 12 exons. Gene Ontology annotation, cellular component: membrane. Gene Ontology annotation, biological process: transmembrane transport.
CGGUUGAAUGACUCUACGUGACCUCGAUGCCCGACGGGGACCGUCACGUGUACUGCCCCCUGAGCCAAUGGGAGAUGGCGCGAUAUGAUGUCAGGGCGUUGCGGGGUGAUGUGGUCACCCAUGGCGGCGGCGCGCGGCCCCGGGAUGGCGCCAUGAUGCCAAGCAAGAAGAAAGAAGCGGCUCCACCGCAGUAUUAUGUGGCCAAGAAGAUCAUCAUCAAGGAUGGAGGCACGCCGCAAGGAAUAGGUGCACCAAGUGUAUACCAUGCUGUGAUAGUAAUAUUUCUGGAGUUCUUUGCUUGGGGCCUUCUGACAGCACCGACGCUUGGAGUCUUGCAUGAGACAUUUCCCAAGCAUACAUUCUUGAUGAAUGGCUUAAUCCAGGGUGUAAAGGGAUUACUGUCAUUUCUGAGUGCACCCUUGAUAGGUGCACUUUCAGAUGUGUGGGGGCGAAAGUCUUUCCUGCUGCUGACUGUCUUUUUCACUUGUGCUCCUAUUCCUUUAAUGAAAAUUAGUCCAUGGUGGUAUUUUGCAGUUAUCUCUGUGUCUGGAGUGUUUGCUGUAACCUUCUCUGUAGUAUUUGCUUAUGUGGCUGACAUAACACAGGAACAUGAAAGAAGUAUGGCCUAUGGACUGGUUUCAGCCACAUUUGCUGCAAGCUUGGUUACUAGCCCAGCCAUUGGUGCGUAUCUUGGUGGAAUUUAUGGGGACAAUCUUGUGGUUAUUCUUGCCACAGCUAUUGCUUUGCUAGAUAUUUGCUUCAUAUUGGUGGCUGUGCCAGAAUCUCUUCCUGAGAAAAUGCGGCCUGCAUCUUGGGGAGCGCCCAUCUCAUGGGAGCAAGCUGAUCCAUUUGCUUCGCUCAAGAAAGUUGGCCAAGAUUCAACAGUCCUUCUUAUCUGCAUUACAGUUUUCCUCUCCUAUCUGCCAGAAGCAGGGCAGUAUUCCAGUUUUUUUCUUUACCUCAGACAGGUCAUGAGAUUUUCAGCAGAAAGUGUCACUGUAUUUAUAGCUGUCCUUGGAAUCCUCUCCAUUAUUGCACAAACAGCAGUUCUGAGUUUGCUGAUGCGAUCUAUUGGAAACAAAAACGCUAUUCUGCUUGGUUUAGGAUUCCAGAUGUUGCAGUUGGCCUGGUAUGGUUUUGGCUCUGAACCAUGGAUGAUGUGGGCAGCAGGAGCAGUGGCAGCCAUGUCCAGCAUUACAUUCCCAGCAGUGAGUGCAUUGGUGUCAAGGAAUGCUGAUUCAGACCAACAAGGUGUCGUUCAAGGAAUGGUCACAGGAAUUCGAGGGUUGUGUAAUGGCCUGGGACCUGCCCUUUAUGGAUUUGUAUUCUAUAUUUUUCACGUUGAACUAAAUGAGUCACCAGAGAAUGAUGCUGGAUCAUCUGACAGUAAGAAAACACAAAGCCAUUCUCAGCAGAGUUCAAUAAUUCCUGGACCACCAUUCUUAUUUGGAGCGUGCUCAGUAUUGCUGGCUUUGCUUGUUGCCUUCUUCAUCCCAGAGUAUAGAAACAUGUCUGUAAGAUCCAGCAGCUGGAAGAAACAUGCUGGUAACCAUGGCCAUGCACACAAUCCACAGCUCCCUUCUGAAGCUAAAGAACCUCUACUUCAGGAUACCAGUGUAUGACAACAGUUUGUUGCAAUACCUAGCUACUUCUGAUGAACACUGAAAACAUUUGAGUACGUUUUAAAAAAAAACUGGUGUGGAUGUAAAACAAUACAGGAAUUUCUGAAUCCAGUAAUUUGGGCAAUGCAACUCAUCAUUGUAUUGAUCCCUUCACGAUGUUGGAGGAGUGCAGUUAUGAGAGGAGAUUGGCUGCAUAUGUGUAUUUUACAAGCAGCCAAGUGACCAAUAUUUUCCUGGGAGGUUUCUUUUUUUGGAGGAUUUUGACCUGAUGCUGGUCCAAUUCCCCGUGACAUGGCUAAAAUGUAAAUUGUGCCAUGUGAAAGAAAAUCAUUAAACACAAUGUGUUAGUGUGGCUCUGCAUUAUUUAAAGAUGUAAUAAAUAUUAAUAACUGGGCUAGAUCUAAAACUGUGGUCAGUCUAUGCUGGAGGUGUUCUGCUGUAUAUGGAUCUAGACCUAAAGCUGAUGUCCCAAUGGGACUGAUUCAUUUUGAGUGUUACUGUGGAAGCAAGUGUGAUUAGAUACUUGAGCCUUAAUGUUGUAAAAUCACUUGAAUACAAAGUGAAAGCUGAUUUGUGAUAAUUUAUCUGCAAGUAUUCGAGGCAGCAUGCAAUUUGGAAAUGAAAACACUGCAUUAAGCAGACUUUUAAAUUGACUUUGAGAGUUUAUUUAAUUCAUUCAGCUGCUUAUCUUGAGUAUCAUGUUGAUGAGACCAUUUUAACCUGGAACUGGUGCUAGAAUGCCUUGCUCUUGUGGACUGAGUGAAAUGUGCACCUGACUUCACUUCAGUUUGCUUCAGCAAGCAAGCUUAAAAGGCAGUUUGCCUUAAAUGCUUGUUUACUGGGGUAUUGUUAAUGUGAUGGGUUUUGCCAUUUAAUUCAAUAUUCUUAAUGCCACAUUUUCUCUGCCUUUAUUUUUGAUGCUUUUGUAGCUGUUGUAAUGAAUGGUACUUAACUUCAAAACUAGAUACAAAACAUGAACUUCAGACCUUGCAGCCUUGAAAAUUUAUAUUUUGUAUGUUAAUAUAGUGGCCUUUUUAGCAAUAUAAUCUGUUUUGUGGUAAAUAGAAUUAAGUGUCAAAUUUGCUACAUUCUUAAAUUGUCUUGUUAAUUGAAAUAUUAUAUUGCUUUGUGUUAAAACACCAAUACAUUGAAAAUAAUUCCUGAACUUCUACAUUUCAUUUUGUGAUGUCUUUUUAUUUGGACCU